Panicum virgatum (switchgrass) is the source of this 3330-nucleotide messenger RNA. RefSeq lists its product as uncharacterized. NCBI's taxonomy places the organism in Eukaryota, Viridiplantae, Streptophyta, Magnoliopsida, Poales, Poaceae. The record is from RefSeq and is a predicted model, not a curated record. Gene Ontology annotation, molecular function: nucleic acid binding; zinc ion binding. Bases 1 to 3330 code for a protein of 1109 amino acids. The transcript is spliced from 7 exons.
AUGGGUUCACCGGGCAAACCCCCGAUCUUCGAUGGAUUCGAUUACGACUAUUGGAAGGUGCGCAUGCGUGCCUAUCUUUUGAGUCUAGGUUCCGAGGUCUGGGAGAUUUGCGUGGACCCUGAUUAUGUGAACCUUGCGGUCCACACGACCGAGCUUCAGACCUGCUUCAACUGCGGCAAGACCGGCCACUUCGCCGCCGAGUGCCCCAGGAAGAAGAGCUCCAGGGAUGAUGACGGCCGCUCCAGGCACGAGGAGUACCGCGAGCACCGCCACAAGCACAAGAGUGGGCACUCCCACAAGAAGAAUGGCGGACGCUCCAAGCGGCACCACGAGCGGAAGAAGAAGAACGUCGGCAAGUACAAGGACAAGCAGGCGUUCGUCGCCCAGAGCGAGGAUCACUCCUCCACCAGCCAGAGUUCGACGUCUUCAUCCUCAUCCAGCUCCAGUGACUCCGACUCACACCACCGCGGCGAGAAGAAGCGGAGCUCCAAGAAGAAGGCCACGGAGGGCUUCACCGGUCUUUGCCUCCAUGCUGGGAAGGCGGCCGGUUUCUGCACCAUGGCCAUCGACUCCGACACCGACGGGACUCCUUCCACUACGGCAGCGCCUGCACCUCAGCCAGAGCCUAGCUAUGAGGUACGUCCUGAGCACCCCACUCCUGAGGAGUUGGAGGAUCUUUACACUGCUUUAGAUAAUCAGGAUUUGAUCAUUAAGGAUGCUAAGAGGCAGUUUAGGGCGUUGAGACAGGAGCUGAAGGAAGCUAAGUUAGCUUUAGAGAUUGCUCAGUCUGCCCCCGUAGUGGAGGAUUGUAUUGAGGAGGAUGAGUGCAGUCAGUGCAUCGGCUUGAUGUCUGACUUGUCCGAGCUUAGGAGCAAGUAUGAUGAGAACUUGCUCAAGCUCGAGGAGGGCAAGAAGGCCUUGGACGAGCUCAAGUCCAUGCCUACCCUCUUGGGUGCUUGCAAGGAGUGCCCAGCGCUUAGAGAAGAGCUUAAGGAGAAGAGUGCUGCUUUGAGGAAGUUUGAGAAGUCUGCAGUUCCUAGCUCUUUCUCUGCUGAUUGUACUGUGUGCCCUAGCUUGAUUUCUGAGCUUGAGGAGGCACGGAAGGACAGGACCCGGUUGGAGGAGGAGAACUCCCACCUUCGGGAGGUUCUCAGUUGGGUGUCCUCCCGCGAGCCUCAGUUGGGCAUGAUGGUUCAGCAGUUCAAGCGUCCUGAUGGUGUUGGGGUUGGGUUUGCUUUCACUCCUGCUGACUUUGUCCAACCCUAUGGCAAGAUUGGUGAGAUGCUUGAGCCGAGAGUGAGUGAACUUUCUUCUUCCACAGCUCCACCAGCUUCUAAGCCCGCACCAGCUCCUAAGCCAGCACCAGUCAAGGAUGGAAUCCUGACUGAGCCACCCAGAGCUCCACCCAAGAAUCCAGUAUGGGUUCCCAAACCUAACUACCUCAGGAACCGACUGGACACACUCCCUCCUAGUGGCAAGCCUACUCCUAAGCCCAAGACCGGCCACUUCGCCGCCGAGUGCCCCAGGAAGAAGAGCUCCAGGGAUGAUGACGGCCGCUCCAGGCACGAGGAGUACCGCGAGCACCGCCACAAGCACAAGAGUGGGCACUCCCAUAAGAAGAAUGGCGGACGCUCCAAGCGGCACCACGAGCGGAAGAAGAAGAACGUCGGCAAGUACAAGGACAAGCAGGCGUUCGUCGCCCAGAGCGAGGAUCACUCCUCCACCAGCCAGAGUUCGACGUCUUCAUCCUCAUCCAGCUCCAGUGACUCCGACUCACACCACCGCGGCGAGAAGAAGCGGAGCUCCAAGAAGAAGGCCACGGAGGGCUUCACCGGUCUUUGCCUCCAUGCUGGGAAGGCGGCCGGUUUCUGCACCAUGGCCAUCGACUCCGACGCCGACGGGACUCCUUCCACUACGGCAGCGCCUGCACCUCAGCCAGAGCCUAGCUAUGAGGUACGUCCUGAGCACCCCACUCCUGAGGAGUUGGAGGAUCUUUACACUGCUUUAGAUAAUCAGGAUUUGAUCAUUAAGGAUGCUAAGAGGCAGUUUAGGGCGUUGAGACAGGAGCUGAAGGAAGCUAAGUUAGCUUUAGAGAUUGCUCAGUCUGCCCCCGUAGUGGAGGAUUGUAUUGAGGAGGAUGAGUGCAGUCAGUGCAUCGGCUUGAUGUCUGACUUGUCCGAGCUUAGGAGCAAGUAUGAUGAGAACUUGCUCAAGCUCGAGGAGGGCAAGAAGGCCUUGGACGAGCUCAAGUCCCUGCCUACCCUCUUGGGUGCUUGCAAGGAGUGCCCAGCGCUUAGAGAAGAGCUUAAGGAGAAGAGUGCUGCUUUGAGGAAGUUUGAGAAGUCUGCAGUUCCUAGCUCUUUCUCUGCUGAUUGUACUGUGUGCCCUAGCUUGAUUUCUGAGCUUGAGGAGGCACGGAAGGACAGGACCCGGUUGGAGGAGGAGAACUCCCACCUUCGGGAGGUUCUCAGUUGGGUGUCCUCCCGCGAGCCUCAGUUGGGCAUGAUGGUUCAGCAGUUCAAGCGUCCUGAUGGUGUUGGGGUUGGGUUUGCUUUCACUCCUGCUGACUUUGUCCAACCCUAUGGCAAGAUUGGUGAGAUGCUUGAGCCGAGAGUGAGUGAACUUUCUUCUUCCACAGCUCCACUAGCUUCUAAGCCCGCACCAGCUCCUAAGCCAGCACCAGUCAAGGAUGGAAUCCUGACUGAGCCACCCAGAGCUCCACCCAAGAAUCCAGUAUGGGUUCCCAAACCUAACUACCUCAGGAACCGACUGGACACACUCCCUCCUAGUGGCAAGCCUACUCCUAAGCCCAAGGCUGUGUUUGACAAGACUGAGCAUCAUAGACACCUCAAAGCUUUGUAUCUCAAAGGUUAUGUUGAUGGGAAGCCCAUGACAAAGAUGUUGGUGGAUGGUGGUGCUGCAGUCAAUGUUAUGCCCUAUACCACAUUCAGAAAUCUCAGCAAAGGUCCUGAAGCUGAUCCUACAUAUUGGGACUUCGAUCAAGUGGAGUGCUUCUUUGGGAAAGAGUCGGUAGAAGACUACAUCAACAUCAAUGAUGAUGGUCAACAGCCGAUCCGAGCAGUCAGCUUUGAGAGUUAUGUUGAUGGGAAGCCCAUGACAAAGAUGUUGGUGGAUGGUGGUGCUGCAGUCAAUGUUAUGCCCUAUACCACAUUCAGAAAUCUCAGCAAAGGUCCUGAAGCUGAUCCUACAUAUUGGGACUUCGAUCAAGUGGAGUGCUUCUUUGGGAAAGAGUCGGUAGAAGACUACAUCAAGAUCAAUGAUGAUGGUCAACAGCCGAUCCGAGCAGUCAGCUUUGAGAGUAAUUUUUAA